Messenger RNA from Lottia gigantea (owl limpet), 552 nucleotides. RefSeq lists its product as hypothetical. NCBI's taxonomy places the organism in Eukaryota, Metazoa, Mollusca, Gastropoda, Lottiidae. Bases 1 to 552 code for a protein of 183 amino acids. The record is from RefSeq and is a predicted model, not a curated record. Gene Ontology annotation, molecular function: zinc ion binding; metalloendopeptidase activity. The transcript is spliced from 4 exons.
AUGAAUACACCAACUCCGUCCGAAUAUCUGACAUUACAUUCUCCAAACUUCUUCGCAUUCUCAAAUCAUCGCUAUAUAGAUGGUACAUCAUGCUCUUCGGAAUCUUAUAACCAUGAAAAUUCAGGUCGAACAGAUUAUUCCAAAAUUGGUGUCGAUAUAAAGACAAAAAUGAAGUCUAAAUGGUUAUUUUAUUUUAUACAGACGAUGACUAUCAUUGAAACAGAUUCUAACUUUACUGAUCAAAUAGAAGGAGAGGUUAUGAGGUAUGGUUGGGUUCACGCGUGCUCAGGAUAUACAUCUACCUGUUAUCAUAAUGGAGUGGCCGCCAUGACCGUAACUGAUACUGGUUUUAUAUUUAGUCGGUUGAAUGAAUGGAUUAAAUUCGGAACUGAUGGUAUAUUUUCAACAGUAGUGAGAAAUGACCACCAGAUUAUAUUGCAGGGCGAUGGUGCAUGUGGCGGUGGGAAGCCGAAAUAUCCAAUCAAAUUAGAAAUCGAUCCAUCGUUCAAGCCAUCACAUGAUUCGGCCACAGAACCAGUUUGUGUUUAUUGA